Molecule: messenger RNA, 2229 nt
Organism: Closterium sp. Naga37s-1
Lineage: Eukaryota; Viridiplantae; Streptophyta; Zygnematophyceae; Desmidiales; Closteriaceae
Source: the annotation of a GenBank genome assembly
AUGGCGAGGCACCGCGGUUCAGUUCAGGCGACAAUGGUGGACAUGGCGACUCAUUUCCUGCGCUUCCUGAAUCUCAUUGUGCUGGCUGGAGGCGUCGCGUCAAUAGUAAUAAUGCUCAUAAUCCGCCCCGUGCCGCUCUUUCCUCCUGGCUGGGGCUUCAUCCUGCUCGGCGCGCUUACAGUCGCAUCCGGUCUGCUAGGAGUUGUUUCAGCUGCGCGGCCAGGAUUCUUCUUCGACUGCCACGUGUUCUGCCUUUUGGUUUCCCUCGCGGGCUUCCUCGCGUCGUUCCUGGUCAUCUUCCUGCGCCUCGAUGUAAUCGUGGGGAACUUGGGCCCGGCGGUAGAGAGCGGAAAGGCGCGGCAGCUGGUGAGCACGGAGGGCGCCAUCUACCUCGUGCUCUUCGUCACGCAGCUCGUCGUGCUGCUGCUCGCCGCCAUCGUGCAGUGCUGUGGCGCAGCUGACUAUAGCGAUGCCUACGAAUCGAUUUCCCCCGUUAGAGCCUCAACCCGCAGAUAUGAAGAGCCUCGGCGGCCGAGGAUGGAGGCUCGUGCUGCUCCUCGAAUGACGGAAAGACCUAGUGAAGCCCCCCGGCGGUGGAUUCCGGCAAAGCCGGCGGACCCGACGCCGCCAGCAAUAGCAGGUGGCGUGGAGUAUUCGGGCAGAGUGGUGGGAGAUAAGACGCAGAGAAUGGCGGAGCAGCUUCAGCAGAAGUACGCGCACUGGGUCAAGCGCGACACGCACUUCGUUGAGAGCCUUUCGAGCAAGUCGUCCGUUAGCCAGCAGUCUCUUUCGCUCACUUCCCUCAAGAAGCAUUCGCUGGCGUCUGCUGUCUCCGCUCCUCGCGCGUCCAUUUCGAAUAAUGCGGAAUUCGGCAAGCCCGAGAAUCCGAGGGCGAGCCGGAUCGUGCCGUCCGCCGUGGCGAGCGAGGCCGCAGCAGUGAGCAACGCGCCAAAUGCAUUCCACACGGAAAACGGUUACCUCUACGUCGAAGAUCUGCGUGUUGCUGACGUGGCAGAGCAGAUCUGGCAGCAAGAGGACAACUUCCGUCCCUUCUACCUCUACAGCCGUCCGCAGAUCCUCCGCAACUAUAACGCGUAUGUGGACGCGCUAAAGGGCCUGCCGGGGUCUAUUAUCGGGUACGCGGUGAAGUCGAACAACAACCUCAAGGUGCUGCAGACGCUGUGCGGCGCGGGCAGCGGCGCCGUGCUCGUCAGCGGCAACGAGCUCCGCCUCGCGCUCCUUGCCGGCUUUGACCCCUCCCGGUGCGUGCUGAACGGCAACGGCAAGCAGCAGCACGAGCUGGAGCUGGCCGCGGAGCACGGGUGCCUGAUCAACAUCGACAGCGAGUUCGACCUCGAGCAUGUCACCGCCGCCGCCGAGGCCACCGGCAAGGUCGUCAACGUGCUGCUCCGCAUCAACCCCGACGUCGACCCGCAGGUGCACGCGUACGUGGCGACGGGCAACAAGAGCAGCAAGUUCGGCAUCCGCAACGAGCGCCUGCGGUGGUUCCUCGACCAGAUCCGCGCGCGCGAGGGCAAGCUGCGCCUCGUCGGCGCGCACUGCCACCUGGGGUCCACCAUCACCAAGGUGAACGUGUUCCGCGAUGCGGCGCGCAUCAUGGUGGGGUAUCUGGACGAGAUCCGCGCGCAGGGCUUCCCCGUGCAGUACCUCAACAUCGGGGGUGGACUCGGCAUCGACUACUCGCGCUCCAAUGCCGUGCUGCCCUCGCCCACCGACCUCAUUGACACCGUGAGGGAGAUAGUGACGGACCGCGGGCUGACGCUAAUCAUCGAGCCGGGGCGGUCGCUGAUCGGCAACACGGCGGCGUUUGUGUGUCGGGUGAUCGGGGUGAAGAGCAACGGCAGCAAGGACUUCAUCGUCGUCAACGGCUCCAUGUCUGAGCUCAUCCGCCCCGCCCUCUACGACGCCUACCAACACAUAGAGCUGGUGGCGCCGGCGCCGGAGGGGGCGGAGGAGCGAAGCUUUGACGUGGUGGGGCCCGUGUGCGAGUCCGCUGACUUCCUCGGCAAGGCCCGCUCUCUGCCCACACCUGCUGAGGGGGAUGCUCUUGUGGUGCACGAUGCUGGAGCGUACUGCAUGGCCAUGGCUUCCACAUACAAUCUCAAGAUGCGCCCUCCUGAAUACUGGGUUACUGAGGAGGGUAAGAUCCAGAAGAUUCGCAGGGGAGAGACGUUUGAUGACCACCUUCACCUGUUUGAAGGUCUAUAA